GGCACAGAUAAUCCCCAAACAAAGCUCGGCCACACUACCUCGGCACCCGACUUGUUUCUUUUUAAAUAACAAACAAAAUGAGUAAAUAUAACUCAAAAUAUCUCGAGGACAAGCUCAAAACGCAACUUGAGGCCCAGCACGUGAGUGUGGUGGACGAAUCCGACGGCUGCGGCGGCAAAUUCAGCGCGGUCAUCGUCUCUGCGGCGUUCAACGGCAAGACGCUGCUGCAGAAGCACCGAUUAGUGAACUCUACGCUGGCCGAAGAACUGAAAGAAAUACAUGCUUUUUCCCAAAAAUCGUACACGCCCGACGAGUGGGAGAAAGUGAAAGAGCAGCAGCAACAGCAGUAGUACGCACCACACAACAACACCACCAAUACAUGCAACAACAACUCGUAACCUGUUGUGGCUCGCGGGUAGUUGAGAUUUUGGCGUCGUGGUGAUCGAACGAAGAGACCGAAAACAGAAAACCGAAAACCAGCGCUGAACGAAAACAGUCGAACAAAGAAAGUGAAAGGGAAAGCACAGGAAUCGUUGGAGCUACAUUAAAGUUACUGUAUAA
Drosophila kikkawai is the source of this 561-nucleotide messenger RNA. RefSeq names its product bolA-like protein 2. Gene Ontology annotation, biological process: intracellular iron ion homeostasis. Gene Ontology annotation, molecular function: 2 iron, 2 sulfur cluster binding. The record is from RefSeq and is a predicted model, not a curated record. Gene Ontology annotation, cellular component: nucleus; cytosol. Lineage: Eukaryota; Metazoa; Arthropoda; Insecta; Diptera; Drosophilidae.